CUCCGUGUUGUCUAAAUUUGAGAUACCACCAGGCGGUGGGAGGUGGCAUAACAUUAACUCUUUUUUUUUUUUUUUCCCUUCCCUUCCUACCUUACCCAUAAAAGGUAACUUUUGUAUUCUAUUACUUUUACUUCCCCACUUGCUGCUGUCAUUUUUCUUGAACAACAUAGUCAAAGAAAAUACAAAUACGAUAGCAAUGGCCAAACGCGACCACACCAGUGAAUCAGGUGUUGAUCAUCGACCUAAGAAAAAGUCGAAGACAGAAAAACAGAAAACCGACAAAAAGCAACAGUCUACAUCUGAUACAGAAAAUGCAAAAUAUGAGCUAGCCCCCUACACACAGUCCUCUGCAUUGAGUGAUAUUCCUCAAACAGAAAUAGAUGACUUCCUCACCAAAAAUACUAUCAAGAUAACUGAUACGUUAUCUGAGACGGCGACACUUCGUCCAAUCAUCUCUUUUACUCAUCUGCCUGAAUGCGACAACAGUCUCUACAACCCGUUGAGCUCAUUCAAAUCGCCAACAUCCAUCCAAUCAGCGACUUGGCCGUUGCUCUUUGCUGGCCGUGAUGUUAUUGGUAUCGCAGAAACUGGAAGUGGAAAAACACUUGCUUUUGGUCUGCCGUGUCUGAAAAAGAUCCUAGACUCGAAAAAGAGCCAAAGAAAACCCAACCGGCCAGUGGCAGUGAUAAUAUCUCCCACUAGAGAGCUUGCAAUGCAAAUACACGACCAGAUCCAGAAAUAUUCAAGAUCAGUCAACGUUCAAGUGGCAUGUAUAUUUGGAGGUGUGAAGAAGGAUGAGCAGCGAGAGGCCUUAAAGUCUGCCGCGGUCGUUGUUGCAACGCCUGGUCGAUUAAAGGAUCUUUACAAUGAUGGUUCAGUGGAUCUGGGUAAGGUCAAGUACGUUGUCUUGGAUGAGGCAGACCGCAUGCUAGACAAGGGUUUCGAGCAGGAUAUAAAAGAUAUUAUCCACCCAAUGCCAGCAUCUGGCCGACAAACCGUCAUGUUUACUGCCACCUGGCCGCCAAGUGUCAGAGACCUCGCAACAACCUUCAUGUCCUCACCUGUGACGGUUACCAUUGGCGGUGAUCCCUCCGCCGAUCCACGCGCAAACACCCGAAUUAAACAAGUCGUCGAAGUGGUGAAGCCACAAGAGAAAGAGGCCCGGCUUGUGCAGUUGCUGAAUCGAUCACAGCGGGGGACAGCAACUCCCGAAAAAGUUUUGGCAUUCUGUUUGUACAAGAAGGAAGCCAUGCGCAUCGAGAGGCUACUUCGAGCUAAAGGGUUUAAAGUAGCUGGUAUUCACGGCGACCUGAGCCAGCAGGAGAGAUUCAAAAGCCUGGAAGCUUUCAAGUCAGGAGUCGCCACUGUUCUUGUUGCCACCGAUGUGGCAGCUCGCGGUCUCGACAUACCAUCCGUCAAAUUGGUCAUCAAUGUUACCUUCCCCUUAACAGUCGAAGACUAUGUUCAUCGAAUUGGACGAACUGGACGAGCUGGAACUGAGGGAAAUGCUAUUACUUUGUUCACAGAAACUGACAAAGCACAAUCUGGCGCAUUAAUUAAUGUCAUGAAAGCAGCAAAACAAGAAGUACCAGAAGCGCUUCUUAAAUUUGGAACAACUGUUAAGAAGAAGCAGCAUGGUGCCUAUGGUGCCUUUUUCAAGGAUGUUGAAACUGAUAAGGCAGCCACAAAGAUUGUGUUUGAUGAUUAAUUAUCAUCUCAUUCUGUCUUUUGCCUUGCAGCUUUUAAGCUUAAUAUCUGGCAGACUUUUGUGUACUGUUUCAUGAGAUAUUCCCUUUCCAAAAAUAACCUAUUUAGAUGUUAGGUUCUCAAUUCUUUUCUUUUUUCUAUACUUAUUAUCAUUUGUUUGACUCACACUGUAAGGGCAUAAAUACUGCUAAAUAGUAAUAUCUUCAAUGUACCCUGGGAUCCCG
Molecule: messenger RNA, 1931 nt
Organism: Aspergillus wentii DTO 134E9
Lineage: Eukaryota; Fungi; Ascomycota; Eurotiomycetes; Eurotiales; Aspergillaceae
Gene: dbp3
Product: RNA-dependent ATPase DBP3
Exons: 3
Coding region: 197-1708 (503 amino acids)
Biological process (GO): rRNA processing
Cellular component (GO): nucleolus
Molecular function (GO): RNA helicase activity; RNA binding; ATP binding
Source: RefSeq, a predicted model, not a curated record